CUUAACAAGGAAGAUUUUUUUUAAUCAACGCUUAUUCACAAUAAGAGAAGAAAACCCUGUUAAAAUAAGAUGCUUAAUUGUUUUGUCUACCUACCAGUUCUUCCUUUGAUUGUCUUUGUUGGGAAUACUCCUGUUUGUCUUUCUGGUAUCCUGUCAUCAUGGUUUAACCUACAAACUGACUCAGCUGAUGAUUAUUACUAUGAAUACGGCACUGAAUAUACACAGCCAGAACAGAGUGAUACCAGAUUUAGUUUCUCUGCCACAGAUCCUGACUGGUUUCGUGAAUACUUCAAUCCCAAUGUAAAUCCAUGCCUGGCUAUGCCAUGCCUGAAUAAUGGAGUAUGUGAAUGGAACAGAAAGAGCUACACAUGUCACUGCCCCAAACCAUACACAGGAUCUAAGUGUGAGAGUGUGGAAAACACAUGUCAAAGAGUUAACUGCAAUAGGGGAGAUUGCCUUAUAAGCUUAGUAGCUCCUUAUUAUCGAUGCAUUUGCAGACAUCCCUACAAAGAGCCAUCCUGUGACAAAGCGCAUUCAACUUGUCGACCCAACCCGUGCAAAAAUGGAGGCACAUGUCAGAGGCAUCGAAUAAGAUCCAUGUUCAGCUGCAAGUGCCCUGAGCCAUUCAGAGGGAAGUUUUGUGAAAUUGAAGCUGAGGACUGUUUUGAAGAAAAUGGUCACACAUACAGAGGAAAUGUUAGUCGAACAGUGCUCCAGAAGACCUGCCUUCACUGGAAUUCUCACUUUCUCUUGGAAAAUAGUUAUAAUGCAUUUAUGGAAGAUGCUGACUAUUAUGACCUUAGUGACCAUAACUUCUGCAGGAAUCCAGAUGGUGAUGAAAAGCCUUGGUGUUUUGUCAAUGUGAAUAACAAAUUGAAAUGGGACUUCUGUGAUGUCUCCCCAUGCUCGACAACAGCAGAGUCCUCCAGGAAUACAGCCAUCUUCUCCACCAAGAUUCCUGUAGCAGAUAGCAUAUCCAGUACAUGUGGAAAACCAGAGAUGGUAAGACCAUUCAAGAGAAUUUAUGGUGGUACCAAGACAACGGCUGGCAAGCAUCCAUGGCAAGCUUCUCUUCAGAGGAAAAUUUCAAGAGGCUUCUUUUUGCCUAAGGGACAUUACUGUGGAGGAAUUCUGAUUGACCCGUGCUGGGUUCUCACUGCUGCACACUGUAUUUUGACAGAAGCAUACACCCUCCAAGUGUCCCUUGGAAAGCAAGAUCUUAGUAGAAAAGAAUAUCAUGAACAGACGUUUGAUGUUGAAAAGAUAAUUAAACAUGGACUGUACACAGAACAGGAGAACAUCCCAUACAAUGACAUCGCUUUGCUGAAGUUAAAACCGAUCAAUGGCCACUGUGCUGUGGAAACAAAAUAUAUCAAACCGGUGUGCUUGCCUGAUUCAACAUUUCCUGAUGACACAGAAUGCUACAUAUCAGGUUGGGGAGAGAUUGAAACAGGUGAAUCAUCUCAUCAGCUGUUAGAUGCCAGAGUAAAGCUGAUUUCCCAGAUGCGGUGUAACGCACCAAGUGCACAUAAUAACAGACUGGAUGAAAGCAUGCUUUGUGCAGGAAAUCUUCAGAGAACAAGUGCUGAUACUUGUCAGGGAGAUUCAGGAGGUCCUCUAACUUGCGUAAAAAAUGGCUCUUAUUAUGUCUAUGGAAUUGUGAGCUGGGGAGAUCAAUGUGGAUUAAGAAAUAAACCAGGAGUUUAUACCCGUGUGACAAGAUUUCUCAACUGGAUUAAUACCAAAAUUCAACGGGAGUCCAGGUUCCACAGUUAAGAAAGACCUUCUAAAAACUAAGGAAGAAUUUCUGCAGCAUCGGGGUUGAUUCUUACUUGUUGGUAUCCUUCUCCGGCUGUUUGUUCCUGCCAACCAAAAUAGAUUCUGAAUAUCAUCCAUUGAAGAAGACUAUUAUGUAAUUCCCAUUGAUAAAAACUAUAAUUAAAAAUGCCUCAUCUGA
Messenger RNA from Elgaria multicarinata webbii, 1957 nucleotides. RefSeq names its product hyaluronan binding protein 2 (gene HABP2). Bases 70 to 1776 code for a protein of 568 amino acids. The record is from RefSeq and is a predicted model, not a curated record. NCBI's taxonomy places the organism in Eukaryota, Metazoa, Chordata, Lepidosauria, Squamata, Anguidae. Gene Ontology annotation, biological process: proteolysis. Gene Ontology annotation, molecular function: serine-type endopeptidase activity; calcium ion binding. The transcript is spliced from 14 exons.